CCAUCCAGAAAGCCUCAAAAACUACAUCGUUUAAAAAGCUUUGGCAACAAGUGCAAAAACUCUUAUCAACAUCAAAGGCAGAGGAAACCACAAGAAAAGAAAAAAGUUAUCAUAAGAGGUUAGAGCAAUGGCAGCUGUGAGCUGCUGCUUCUUCAAGCUAUCACAUUCACGACAUCUCAAACCCUCUAGGCCUUCUUUUUCCUGCUCCGCCUCUCAACCUUCCCAAAACAACAUAAAGGUAAUCAUAAACGGAGCUGCAAAGGAGAUAGGAAGAGCGGCUGUGGUUGCUGUGACUAAAGCCAGGGGAAUGGAGUUGGCUGGUGCUGUCGACAACCAUUUUCUUGGCGAAGAUAUUGGCUUGCUCUGUGACAUGGAGGAGCCUCUAGAGAUACCAGUAGUGAGUGAUCUAACAAUGGUCUUAGGCUCGAUAUCUCAGGGAAAAGAAGUGGGAGUUGUGAUCGACUUUACAGACCCAUCAACAGUGUAUGAGAAUGUAAAACAGGCAACGGCAUUUGGGAUGAAGAGUGUUGUGUAUGUACCUCGGAUUAAGCCAGAGACAGUAUCAGCGUUAUCUGCACUAUGUGACAAGGCCACCAUGGGGUGCCUUGUAGCACCAACACUAUCCAUAGGAUCUAUACUUCUCCAACAGGCUGUGAUCAUGGCUUCCUUCCACUACAACAACGUUGAAAUCGUAGAGUCAAGGCCUAAUGCAACGGAUCUUCCUUCUCCAGAAGCUACCCAAAUUGCGAACAACAUCUCAAAUCUUGGUCAGAUAUACAACAGAGAAGAUAGUUCAACUGAUGUUCAGGCAAGAGGUCAAGUAAUCGGAGAAGAUGGGGUUCGUGUUCACAGUAUGGUUCUACCUGGACUACCUUCUAGCACACAAGUCUACUUCUCAAGUCCAGGAGAUGUUUACACUGUUAAACACGACAUAGUUGACGUAAGGUCCCUAAUGCCUGGACUACUUCUCGCUAUCAGAAAGGUGGUACGCCUCAAGAAUCUGGUUUAUGGCCUCGAGAAAUUCUUGUAGGAAAUGAAGUGUUUCGCCAAUCAUCAAUCAAGAUACGAGUCAAAUGUUAUAUUAUAAUGAAUAGGUCAUGUCAUCCGGCAAGUCAUAUGCAAGAAAACACAUUAAACAUAAAGUUUAGAGAUAGGAUGUUAUUUCCUUUCACGGUAAUACGGAUAAUCGUUUUUAAGGCGAGGACACUAACAAAUUCAAAUGAGAAAACCAUUAUUCUA
This is a messenger RNA of Brassica napus (rape), 1239 nucleotides long. RefSeq names its product dihydrodipicolinate reductase-like protein CRR1, chloroplastic. The coding region runs from base 128 to 1030 and encodes 300 amino acids. The record is from RefSeq and is a predicted model, not a curated record. Gene Ontology annotation, molecular function: 4-hydroxy-tetrahydrodipicolinate reductase activity. Gene Ontology annotation, cellular component: chloroplast stroma. The transcript is spliced from 10 exons. Lineage: Eukaryota; Viridiplantae; Streptophyta; Magnoliopsida; Brassicales; Brassicaceae.